Messenger RNA from Hordeum vulgare subsp. vulgare (domesticated barley), 2468 nucleotides. RefSeq names its product CTP synthase-like. The transcript is spliced from 21 exons. The record is from RefSeq and is a predicted model, not a curated record. NCBI's taxonomy places the organism in Eukaryota, Viridiplantae, Streptophyta, Magnoliopsida, Poales, Poaceae. Gene Ontology annotation, biological process: CTP biosynthetic process; pyrimidine nucleobase biosynthetic process. Gene Ontology annotation, molecular function: identical protein binding; CTP synthase activity. Bases 238 to 2073 code for a protein of 611 amino acids.
UUCCUCAUGGCUCUAUCCCCUGCGCCUCCAUUGCCUCCCCUCGGCCCUUCCUCCUCCCCUCCCAAACGGCUGCGUGCUACCCUAGUCACCUGCUAAAACCUUCUCCACUGUCCGCACGCGAGCGCUCAUAAACACCAAACAGGCCCAGCCCAAGAGCACGCGCGCCAGCCGGGCUUGGGGUGCAGAAGGAUUCGGGAGGCGGCGGCGGCGGCGGAUUGACCCGAGAUUCCCGGCGAGAUGAAGUACGUGCUGGUCACUGGUGGUGUUGUUAGCGGCCUCGGCAAGGGUGUCACGGCCAGCAGCAUCGGCGUCGUCCUCAAGGCGUGCGGUCUUCGCAUUACGUCCAUCAAGAUCGAUCCUUACCUCAACACUGAUGCUGGGACUAUGUCCCCGUUUGAACACGGUGAAGUGUUUGUGUUAGAUGAUGGUGGUGAGGUGGACUUGGAUCUUGGGAAUUAUGAGAGGUUUCUUGAUAUUAAACUCACCCGGGACAAUAAUAUAACUACUGGAAAGAUCUACCAGUCUGUUAUUGACAAGGAGAGGAAAGGGGAAUACUUGGGAAAGACUGUGCAGGUUGUGCCACACAUUACAAAUGCCAUACAAGACUGGAUCGAGCGUGUUGCUAUGAUACCGGUGGACGGCAUGGACGGACCAGCUGAUGUCUGUGUGAUCGAACUCGGCGGAACAAUUGGUGAUAUCGAAUCUAUGCCAUUUAUUGAAGCUUUGGGUCAAUUCUCGUAUCGUGUUGGACCUGGUAACUUCUGUCUGGUGCAUGUCAGUCUUGUUCCAGUUCUGAAUGUUGUUGGUGAACAGAAAACCAAGCCGACUCAACACAGUGUGCGUGGUUUAAGGGGACUUGGCCUCACCCCAAAUAUUUUAGCUUGUCGCAGUACAAAAGAACUGGAAGAAAAUGUGAAAGAGAAACUGUCUCAGUUUUGCCAUGUGCCGGCAGCAAACAUUCUCACUCUGUAUGAUGUUUCCAAUAUUUGGCGCAUUCCUUUGUUGCUACGGGACCAAAAGGCGCAUGAAGCUAUUCUUAAAGUUCUGAACCUUGAAAGCUUUCCUCGUGAGCCAAAGUUGGACGAAUGGGUUGCAAGAGCUACUAUGUUUGACACCCUUCAGGAUACUCUACACAUUGCUAUGGUUGGGAAGUACACUGGUCUAUCUGAUUCCUACCUCUCCGUGUUGAAGGCCCUCUUGCAUGCUUCGGUUUAUUGCCACAGAAAGCUAGUUGUUGAUUGGGUUGCUUCUACAGAUCUUGAGGACUCUACCAGAAUUGAGGCACCUGAUGCUUACAAAGCAGCUUGGAAUUUACUGAAGAGUGCCGAUGGCAUUUUAGUACCUGGUGGCUUUGGGGACAGAGGUGUUCAAGGAAAAAUUCUGGCUGCUAAGUAUGCCCGUGAAAACAAUGUACCAUAUCUUGGUAUAUGUCUUGGAAUGCAGAUGGCUGUCGUAGAGUUUGCUAGGCAUGUCAUGAAUCUCCCUCAUGCGAACAGUACUGAAUUUGACCCCAAUGCCAAGACCCCAUGUGUUAUUUUUAUGCCUGAGGGUUCCAAAACACAUAUGGGUGGCACAAUGCGCCUAGGAUCAAGGAGGACAUUCUUCAAGGUUGCUGAUUGCAAGUCAGCUAAAUUGUAUGGCAACGUGGAUUAUGUCGAUGAGAGGCACCGGCACAGAUAUGAGGUGAAUCCUGAUAUGGUGCCAGAGUUUGAAAACGCUGGACUCAAGUUUGUUGGCAAAGAUGAGAGUGGCAGGAGAAUGGAGAUAAUCGAGAUACCCAGUCACCAGUAUUUCGUUGGAGCACAAUUUCAUCCUGAAUUCAAGUCAAGACCUGCGAAACCUUCUCCACUAUUUGUUGGGCUAAUUGCUGCCUCAUCUGGGCAAUUGGACAAGGUGCUGCAGGGUUGCUCCAAUGGCCAUGUGGUUCCUGCCAAACAUCAAUUUAGCAAUGGUCUAUACACGCUGGCUGCACACCAAAAUGCUGAUGUACACUCAAAUGGGCAUGCGAAGAAGCUUGCCAAUGGUCUAGCGAAUGGAAAAUACUAUCCGAAUGGGAAUGGUGUCCAUGCCUAGCUAGCUCAAGGAUGCUCUCACCCUUUUACAUUUUGCAGUUGUUGCAUCAGUUUUGUCGUGGCUGGCUAAGCUACCAUGGUCGCUCGAGGAAGAAAAAGUUCUGUACUCGAUGCGAUCUGUCUGCAGGGGAUUGUGCUCGUUCCGUGUUUUUUAGUGAAAGACCGAGCUGGAUCUGCGUCAGUGGUUUGCUUGUUCUUCUCUACCAAUUUCUGUAACAAGACAACAGAAGUGGGUAAGAAGAGUCCGUGCUGUAUAUCUGAAAAAGAAUAGGCUGAACGUUUUAAUUGUUUCGUGAGUUGGUGCUGAGAUGUAAGCGAAUUUGGGUGUUCCGCAGUUUGUAUUUGGACGCAGUUCUUGUGCUUUUGAACAAAUAAGUUAAUGCUUUGUAUGAUGUA